Durusdinium trenchii is the source of this 1482-nucleotide messenger RNA. Lineage: Eukaryota; Dinophyceae; Suessiales; Symbiodiniaceae. The record is from the annotation of a GenBank genome assembly.
AUGGAGUUUUCCAUCAAAGGAGUUGAGAAGGCCAUACGCGUAGACGAGGAGACUGCGGUGAUUGUAAGCUCCCGCAGGGCGGGCGCGGACCAAUGGCGCCUGGUCACGGAGAAGGGGCCCUUCAUCCCCAGCGAGGACGACGAUGAGGUCCUGGAGAGCAAGAUCAUCAAGGUGGACCCACAUCAUGUGUACAUCGUGACCACGCGAGACGGCACGAAGAAGUUCAUCAAUGGUGGCAACAAUGGCACCGCCUUCUUUCUGCAGCCCUACGAGCAGAUCAACACCAUGCGCUGGAGCUCCGGGACGUCUCAGAAGGAUUUGGCAGAAGGCAAGAUCAACAAUGCUGCAAAGCCCACUUUCUUGGUAGAAGUGAGCUGUAUUGAUACCAGGUGGCAGGAUGCUCAAUUCAUGUUUGCGGUUCAAACCUCAGACAAUGUGAAGCUGAACCUGGAGGGCCACAUUUUUUGGCAGAUCCAGGAUGUCCCCAAGAUGUUUGCCAACACCAACGACCCCAAGGGGGACGUUUGGAAGAACACUCGACGGGUGCUGAAUGAGGUCGUUUCCAAGGUCACUUUGGCCGAGUUCAUGGAAUCCUUCAACGAUUUGGUGAAGAAUGCCACCACUGCUGACGCUGAGUUCUAUGGGCUCCGUGGCACACGGGUGCAUCGUGUAGAGGUCACUGGAUACACCUGUGCAGAUAAGAGGACGGAGCAAACAUUGCAGGAGGUGAACCAAGAGACCACCAACAAGAUCAACCGGAUCAGGAAGCAGGAGUCUGAGAACGAGGUUGAGCAAGCCAAGAUGGAGGCGCUCAUUCACUUAGAGCAGCAACGUUCCAAGCUGAUUGAAGCACAGGCAGAGAAUGAGCGCCGAAAGGCUUCCUUUGAGGGAGCUGCUAAGGGAGUUCAGCUCGCUGAGCAGGUGAAGUCCUUCAUGUCGAUGUUGAAUGACUCAUUGCCUGAGACCUCCGACCGCUUGUUGUUGCUGAAACUCUUCGAGCAGAACAAGGCCAUGGUGGAAAACUCGGGAAAACUGGCUGGUGGCAAUGCAACACUCUUCGUGACACCUGAAGACAUGCAGGAUCCUUUGCUCUUGAAGUUUCUUUCAAUGAGUGCAGAGCAUGACAUGCGCCUUGAAGUGGCUGCAGAGUACCUUUUGCAGCAUCCGCAGGGUCCAACUAUGCAGAUUCCACUGCUAGCAGCACGACACGGCUAUCCAGAGGUCCUGCAAGCUUACGUGGCAAUGACGCGCUCAGACCAGCAGGAGAGAGCCUCACAAUUCCUUGCUGAUGGCGACAUACCACAAGCCGUGCUUGCUUUAGCCUGCGCAAGGCAAGAUGAUCAGGCCGUGCAGGUGGCAACUGAUGCGUUGACCACGCUCUUUCAACGUCCGGGUGGGUGGACAUUAGCCGAGGCACGGCAGCUCUUAGAGCCCUUGGAAUCGUUGCCAAUCCAAGAUCUGGGUGUGAAGGAGACAUGUUGA